Messenger RNA from Meira miltonrushii, 297 nucleotides. Its product is annotated as yippee-like protein. The record is from RefSeq and is a predicted model, not a curated record. NCBI's taxonomy places the organism in Eukaryota, Fungi, Basidiomycota, Exobasidiomycetes, Exobasidiales, Brachybasidiaceae. The transcript has a single exon. The annotation marks the transcript as partial.
UACCUUUGUGCAAGUUGCGGUACAACAUUAGCCUUGCAAGAUGAACUAAUCUCAAAAGCAUUCUCAGGUCGGGAUGGAAAGGCAUACUUAUUCUUUUCAAUCUUGAACAUUCGUUCAGGUCAAAAAGAAGACCGACAACUUUUGACUGGGUUACAUACCGUUGCUGACCUUAGCUGUGCAACUUGUCAAAGAAGCGUUGGUUGGUCUUACCUUCGUGCAUUCGAAGCAAGUCAAAGGUACAAAGAAGGAAAGUUUAUCCUCGAACGUGCCAGUUUACACAAAUCGAACAAUUGGUCA